Messenger RNA from Adineta steineri, 1089 nucleotides. The record is from the annotation of a GenBank genome assembly. Lineage: Eukaryota; Metazoa; Rotifera; Eurotatoria; Adinetida; Adinetidae.
AUGUCUACACAAAGUAUUGGUGAGAAAUUUUCAGCUCCUGUUCCACAAGCAUUAGGUGCUCGAGAAUUUAUGAUCGAACGACUGAUUCUCAGAGAUAAUACACGUGAAUUAUUACGUGAAAAUGGUCGAGAAGAAGAAAUGGAAAUCGAAUUACUUGCAUUGACUGAAUGUGGAUGUGGAAUGGAUGUUUACGAUCCAACUAAAUGUAAAUGUCGAGCACGUGAAGGAUAUUUUCUUCUUGCACAAUUUUAUUAUGACACAGAACAAUAUGAUAAAGCAUGGAAAUGGUAUUUAAAAAUUCGAAAUGCUGAUCUACGAGCACUUUAUCAACUCGGUACAAUGUGUUUCGAAGGAGUAGCACCAAAAGAAUAUACACCGGAAGAUGCCUACGAUAUGAUGGUUGAAAUCUCAACAAAAGGAAAAGAUCCACAUUGUUUUGUAGUUCCUUAUGCAGAAUUUCAUAUAGGUAAAGCUUAUUUUCAAGGUUAUGGUGUUGGACAUUCUGAAGAAAAAGCUGAACGUUGGUGGUUAUUAGCAGCAAGUGGUGAUGGACAUGAACCAGUUGUCGAAGCUCAAACAGCUCUUGCUUUUUUCUAUUCACGUAAAAGUGCAUUUGUUUAUAAUCUCAGUAAAGCAUGGCAUUGGCAUAAUCAAGCUGCACGACGUGGAUCACUUGAAAGUCUUGGAGCCGUGGGUGCGAUGAAUUUAUUUGGUGUUGGUACAAGUAAAAAUCUUAAUCAAGCUGUUGAAUGUUUACGGCAAGCAUCCGAACGAGGCAAUAUUUAUGCUAUGGGUCUUCUUGUCUAUGCUUAUUAUACAAGAAAAUUAUUUACAAAAGCAACUGAUUUAGCAAAAAGAGUCUCUGUUUUGGAUAAUAUUGAUGAAUUAUCAAGAAUAUCAUGUUGUUUACCACAAUAUAUUCGAAAAGGUAUUGCUAUAUCAACAUUUAUUCUUGGUAGAUGUCUUGAACUUGGUUACGGAAUAAAAAAAGAUCCGUCACAAUCUGUUCUAAUGUAUAAAAAGUGUUUUCAAUAUGAUCCUGAUGCAUGUCAAUUAUUACAAGAUUAUUUAACACAUGAAAAGAUUUGA